Solanum verrucosum is the source of this 2008-nucleotide messenger RNA. RefSeq names its product ascorbate transporter, chloroplastic. The transcript is spliced from 11 exons. Gene Ontology annotation, biological process: transmembrane transport. The coding region runs from base 157 to 1977 and encodes 606 amino acids. The record is from RefSeq and is a predicted model, not a curated record. Gene Ontology annotation, molecular function: transmembrane transporter activity. Lineage: Eukaryota; Viridiplantae; Streptophyta; Magnoliopsida; Solanales; Solanaceae.
UUUGGAUGAAGAACAUCACUCCUCUUGUUAUCUUCUUUCUCUGCCCAGUUUUUAGAGAGAGAAUUUUGGAGUUUUUUGCUUAAAUCUGAGGGAGAACGAAUUUCGUGUGAAGCUGAGAGUGUUGGUAGCUGCCGGAAAACGAAGUCGCCGGAGACAAUGGCUAUCGGCGCCGUUGUUUCUAACCGGAAUUUCGGUGGUUUCAUCGGUUCAGGCAGAGAGCAGUCUGCAGUACAUCACCAUGGAGAGCAAUUGGGGUUUGCUGCUUUGAAGUAUGUUCAGAGGAAUAUGUUAUACAAUGAGCGGUGUCGCUCAAGGAGUGGCUUAUCGUACUCGGGUUGCAUAUAUAGCUCACAUUCCCAAUCUGUUGGACCUUUGGAUGGUAAAUCUUUUGGAUCAAUAUCACCAUUUUAUGUUGAAGUCGUUCAACCCAACCGGUUUAGUGGAAAGUCUCAUGUCAUCAAUCCUAAGCAAAGAACCAAAAGAUGGGAAUGCUAUCUUUCCUCUACCGACUCAGGUAACAGUUGGAUUCAACCAAGGAAGCUGGAUAAGCUUGGUUUCAUUGAUGGACAAAAGCAGCAGUCAAAGCAUGCUGCAGUAAAUAGAGCCCAAGCCGACUUCAAAUCUGAUGGAUAUGACAUAACUGGAGCGUUGGGGUCUCUUAUGUCAUCGGAAGGGGCAAGUGAAGCCAUUUUGGUGGAAGGGGUUGAGCAAGCAAAACCUUGGUGGGAGCAAUUUCCAAGAAGAUGGAUUGUUGUACUGCUGUGUUUUGCUGCAUUUUUGUUAUGCAACAUGGAUCGUGUAAACAUGAGCAUUGCAAUUCUUCCGAUGUCAAAGGAAUUUAACUGGAACAGUGCUACGGUUGGUCUCAUCCAGUCUUCCUUCUUUUGGGGCUAUCUUCUCACUCAGAUUGUUGGAGGAAUAUGGGCAGAUAAACUUGGUGGGAAGGUAGUGCUUGGCUUCGGAGUUGUCUGGUGGUCGAUUGCAACUGUUUUAACUCCUUUUGCUGCCAAACUUGGACUUCCGUUCUUACUUGUUGUGCGUGCCUUAAUGGGUAUUGGGGAGGGUGUCGCAAUGCCUGCCAUGAAUAAUAUGCUCUCAAAAUGGAUUCCUGUCUCAGAAAGAAGCAGAUCUCUUGCUCUAGUGUAUAGUGGAAUGUAUCUUGGUUCUGUUACAGGAUUAGCGUUCUCUCCUAUUUUGAUCCAAAAGUUUGGAUGGCCAUCCGUAUUUUAUUCCUUUGGUUCCCUUGGAAGCAUCUGGUUUGCACUGUGGUUGACCAAGGCAUAUAGCACUCCAAAAGAUGAUCCAGGGCUUAGUGAGCAGGAAAAGAGUCUGAUCAUGGAUGGAAGUGUCUCUAAGGAACCUGUCACUAACAUCCCAUGGAAACUAAUUUUAUCAAAGGCACCUGUCUGGGCCCUCAUUAUCUCCCAUUUCUGCCAUAACUGGGGAACAUUUAUUCUGCUGACAUGGAUGCCUACGUACUAUAGUCAGGUUUUGAAGUUCAACCUCACCGAAUCUGGACUAUUCUGUGUAUUGCCAUGGCUGACCAUGGCCAUAUUUGCAAAUUUAGGUGGUUGGAUUGCCGAUACACUUGUGAGCAAAGGAUUCUCCAUAACAUCAGUUCGUAAGAUUAUGCAAUCGAUUGGUUUUCUGGGCCCUGCUUUUUUCCUUACACAAUUAAGCCAUGUGAAGACUCCUGCGUUGGCAGUACUAUGCAUGGCAUGCAGUCAGGGAUCGGAUGCCUUCUCUCAAUCUGGCCUCUACUCUAAUCACCAAGACAUUGGACCACGUUACGCUGGAGUGUUGUUGGGAUUAUCUAAUACUGCUGGUGUGCUAGCUGGUGUCUUCGGUACAGCUGCAACCGGAUACAUACUACAAAAAGGGUCUUGGGAUGAUGUAUUUAAGGUUGCUGUUGUAUUAUACAUCAUAGGCACAUUAGUCUGGAAUUUCUUCUCAACGGGAGAGAGAAUCCUCGAGUAGAUAAUCUUUGUUGCCCAGAGAAAGUGCAAAU